UCAGAUGUGUCCAAAUGAAUGCAUCCUCAUCCACCACCGGUCCAUUGUUUCACGAAUGGGGAAUCGGGGGCGAAAACCAGAGCGUGUGGAAGCGGCGGCGGCGGUGAGCUCGCAGGGUUCGUGUAUACUUGCGUCGGUGGAAGUUAUCUAGGAGCAGCUGAGCCGCACCAUGGCGAUGGAUUUUCCAAUCGAUCCGGUCGACAGUGGAUGCAGGUUACCCAUCUUCCCGGAGGAGGCAGGGAGCGUGGUAGCUCACAUCGGUGGUAUGUUUGGAGCCGGACUUGGUGCAGAUGAAGAAUCGGCAAACGGGUCCCGUGGGGAACGGGGGGAGGCGGCCAACGAGGAGUCGAGGAGCAGUGAGAUUCUGGGUGCACCUUGUCGGGGCAGAUUGGGAGUGUUGCCCCCCUACAAGGCACAACCGAGUGUGGCGGCUGGUGGUGGCGCCGUGUCGUCUGCUUUCAGCCAGAGCGAGGGGGGUAGCGCAGAUGUCAUUGAGCAUGGAGUCACUAAAGGCCCCGUCAAUGGAGAUCAGUUGGCUCUAAUUGAAAGCGUGCUGAGAGUGAUGAUGCAGCAUCCGCUCAGUCUACUCGCAACAUGGAUCUGCAAGCCCCAAGUUGGACUAGAAGGGCAAGAGUAGAGAACCAUCCACUGGACAGAACGCCAUGCCUGGAAAGAAUUGGCGCACUAGAGUAAAGGAUUAGGGGGAAUUCAGAUAAGUUGGGUAAGCAUGUGGCGUAGCCUGCUAUUGGGCUAACAUUCGACUCUCGGUGAGCUCGUUCUCUCUUGUGCCGCACCGCCGUGGAUAGAAGUGCCACAGGGCCUCCGUGGAGGUCCAGCAAUGUCAAGAUAGAGGAAAGAGAGUCAGCACGGCUGCGGGUUCCUUUUUGAUUAUCUCUUGUACUGCUCGAUUCCAUCAUAAGUUAGUAGUAAGCUCUCUGAUUUUAAGGCUGACAGAUUGCAAAACAUUUCAGUUCUUUGCAAUCGUUAGUGCUGUGUAAAUGAUUAGUACAUCUACUGAAAUUUUAUGCUAGGUGCUAAAUAAUUUCUGUUUUGAUUGGUUCUGAAUUUCAAUGGCAAGUGCUAUUAAAUUAUUAGGUUUUUGCGUGUUUAAUUUCUUCCUGCAUGAUAGGUUCAGUUAUUCUUUUUAUAAUUUAGUUUUGAGAAUCUAAAUAUUUAGAGUACUUAGUGCACUGCUAUUAUUGCCUGUGUUGAAAAUUGCAAGUGCCCUUUCCGAAAUUGAAGAUCAGUGAGAUGGGCUAGCAUGCAUUGGAAGACAGGCCAUCAAGUGCAGCACACAAGGGCAAUGAAAGGAUACUAGAUGAGGGUGAUGGUGGGCAACAAGUGCAAGAAGAUACACUAGCUGGUCUCGGCACACAAAGAAGCGGGGCGGCCGACCAACAGCCGAGAAAGCACCAUACGAAGCACUGAAUAAGAGAACUCGAUUUUGCAGCAUCUGUAGAGGCAAAGGGCACAAGAAGACCACCUCUCCGGAAAGAGGCAACUUGCCGAAGAAAUGAAGGAAGCCAAAUGCAGCAAUUGUGGCGUCACCGGGCACAUGAAGAAUACUUGCACAAAUCUAGGCGCUGUCAAGCUUCAAAUUGCACCUUGAUAUCUGGGUGCAGAAUUCUUUUUUUAAAUAUAAUUGUUUUUCACAGUUGAACAACACCCCAAUAUUAGAUUAGUUGUAUGUGUGGUAUUAUUGGAGAAGUAAACCACCCAAGAUCGCAUUAGUAAUUUCUUAAUAGGCUAGGUUUUUUAAGUCGUUGCUGUAAAAAAUAAAACCAGUGUUGGCUGGACACUGUUGGAUGUGCACAUGCUGCGACUGUAGCUA
Messenger RNA from Triticum aestivum (bread wheat), 1831 nucleotides. RefSeq lists its product as uncharacterized. The record is from RefSeq and is a predicted model, not a curated record. Lineage: Eukaryota; Viridiplantae; Streptophyta; Magnoliopsida; Poales; Poaceae. Bases 170 to 637 code for a protein of 155 amino acids. The transcript has 3 exons.